Molecule: messenger RNA, 2700 nt
Organism: Pseudomassariella vexata
Lineage: Eukaryota; Fungi; Ascomycota; Sordariomycetes; Amphisphaeriales; Pseudomassariaceae
Product: insulin-induced protein-domain-containing protein
Exons: 3
Coding region: 1-2700 (899 amino acids)
Molecular function (GO): protein binding
Source: RefSeq, a predicted model, not a curated record
AUGAGCAAGAGAAAGCGAGGGAACGCCUCGAAUGGCACUACUACCGAGGAGCCCGUUAUCACGAAAAAGCCCAAGACUUCGGAUCCCAUCACAAUCCAAAUUGUCGCGGGAUCCUAUGAUCGCGUCCUCCACGGUGUCACCGCCACCAUAUCCACCGACGACGAGGUCGAAUUUGCCGACACGUUUCUCUUCAAUGCUCAUAACUCGGCGGUUCGAUGUCUCGCCAUCUCUCCGCCGUCGGAACCAGAGCCCAACAAGGCCCAGAAAGUCAUGCUUGCCACGGGUAGCACUGACGAACGAAUAAAUGUCUACAACAUCUCAGCCCAUCCGCCGAGCCGGAAAUCCCAAGACAUGCUGUCCGCAGUUGCGCCACGCAAGAUUCUCGAGAACCACAAGAACCGUGAAAUAGGCACACUUUUGCAUCAUUCAUCUACCGUCACGCAACUGUCGUUUCCUACAAAGUCCAAACUCAUAUCCUCGUCCGAGGACUCAACGAUAGCCGUCACGAGGACACGAGACUGGUCACUGCUCUCGAGUAUCAAAGUUCCCAAACCCAAACCCCAAGGCCGGCCGAGUGGUGACACGGCGGCCUUGGACGGGACGCCAGCCGGCGUCAAUGACUUCGCCAUUCACCCGAGCAUGAAGCUUAUGAUCAGUGUCAGCAAAGGCGAACACAGUAUGAGGUUAUGGAAUCUGAUGACAGCGAAAAAGGCAGGCGUGUUGAAUUUCGGCAGGGAUACACUUCAAGAUAUUGGUGAAGGAAGACACUUGUCGGGAGAAGGCAGAAACAUCAUCUGGGACACUACUGGAGAGGAGUUCUGCGUGGGCUUCGAUAGGAACCUCUUGGUAUUUGGCAUGGAUGGCACGCCCAAGUGCAAAGUCAUGUCGGAGCCGAAAACCAAAAUUCACAAAAUCUGCUAUAUUGCCACAGACACAGGCGAGGAUGAUGGGUCGCUUCUGGCAGUAUCGACAGAGGACGGAAGGAUUAUGUUCUUCUCUACGAAAGCUGAGGACUUGACCUCAAAUAAAGCGACCGAAGACAAGAAAACACCCCAACUAUCCGUUGCCAAGCUAGUUGCGCAGCUGGGAGGAAAAGAAGCGGGUGUGUCUGGUCGAAUCAAGGACUUUGCGGUCCUACGGACAUCAGACGAAAAAGGAGAUGGUUUACAUUUCGCAUGCGGAAGCAGCGACGGCAAGCUCCGCGUGUUCAAACUGAGCAUCGGCGACUUGAACAAGGCAAGGAAAUCCAAAAAAGCAGUGCAGAUGGGCAAGUUGCUGGGAAGCUACGACACACAAAACAGGAUUACGUGCGUGGAGGCAUUUGUGAUGAUACCCCGCCCUGAUGGUGUCGAGGAUAGCGACGAGGAAUUUGAAGACAUCUCUAGCGAGGAUGAAGCGGAAGAGGAGGAGGAGGAGGAACACCAUCCAGCAUACCAAAUGGCCAAGUCUCAUGAAGGCGCCCCGAUCCUCCGGCCGAUCCCCCGCCGUCCCUUCGACGUCAACUUCAUAGGACCGAUACCUACAGACGACGACGACGACGAGUCGCUGCCGCCGACUCCCCAACGAGACCCGAACGCCCUCAACCUUGAGUCACUCAACUCUCGUCUUCUCGGCACCAAACGCAAUGGCGACUUCGACUCUGCCCCUGCCUCGGGCUCCCUCAGCCGCGCCCAGUCCAUCAUGAACCUCACCAGCUCGACGCUGUUCGGUAUCUACUCGCCGACUACCUCGGGCCAAAACAAGUUCUUUGCAGAACAGGAUGAGCCGAGCACACCCUGGGGAACUGGGGCCGAAACACCGGCCCGGAGGAUCAACCCCGACGAAGGAAUCUACGAGGUACAGAAGGAGCGUGGACACGUACUGCGGAGAAGGUCGUCCCUCCACCCGCCGCCACGCAUGAUGCCGCCGUCGAAGCCGGCCGCCGCUCUCUACAUUGGCCUGCGAGCACUUCUGCUGUUUGGUCUGGGCACGCUGUAUGGCGCUCUGGUCGCACGGUUCCAGGACGGGCGCAAGUUCUCGGCAUUACAGAUGGAGGACAUGGUGCAACCACAAAUGUACGACUGGAAGUACCUGACCUUCUGGGGUGUUUCUGGCGUUGUGUUAGGCAGCUUGCUGCCAUGGUUCGACGGCGUAUGGGAAGAUGUUUUCGGUAACGAUGAUGCAGUCGAGUCGGCUGCCGAACACACCAUGGGCUGUGAUUCCACGGAAUCCGAGCCCGAUACCGACUGGGCCCUGGUCGUGCGUGGCAUCGGCGCUUUUGUCGGCAUUGUUUUCGCCAUCCGCAAACUGCCCUGGGCGUCGACCCUCCAAGUCUCCCUAACGUUGGCCUUAGCAAACCCCUGCCUAUGGUACCUGAUCGACCGGUCGAAGCCGGGCUUUCUGUUUUCCGCAGCGGUCGGCCUGGCCGGGACGGCACUCCUUAUGGGCCUCAAUCCGGACAUGGUACCCACGCCCGCGAGUCAGUCGUCCUUUGGCGCCUCCAUUGCUGGCAGCAAUGUUUCUAGUAGCGACAGUACUUUGGAAUCGCCCCCUCCUACGAUGAUGCUCGGCGGGCUGGCGAGCCAAGAAACCAUCGAGUCGAGCAUAUGGACUCUCAGCGUGCUGUUCUGCUGUUGUGUCUGUUUCGGCAACAUUGGGCGAAGAUUGGCGCUCAAUCGGUCCGCUUCGGCCAAAGGAAGGUGGGCGGAGCGGAAACCGUGA